This is a messenger RNA of Symbiodinium natans, 1191 nucleotides long. The record is from the annotation of a GenBank genome assembly. NCBI's taxonomy places the organism in Eukaryota, Dinophyceae, Suessiales, Symbiodiniaceae.
AUGGCCGAGAGGAUGAAAGUGAAGCAGCGGCAGCAGAAGGAUGAGGUAGUGAUGUCGAACAUCAUGGUCGCAGCCAGUGAGAUCUCCGGAGUGAAGUUUGCAUUCCGCGCCUGGGAAAUCCUGACGCGCAAGGAGGCGGAACACCGCCAGAAGACCAACAUGCGUCAGGAUCACAAGAAGGAGCUCUUUGAGCUGAGGCAGGACACCACUGCCAAACUGAGGUCAUCAAACAGCCGCGAGAACGACAUGAAGGACAUGCAGCAGGUGCUACGGUGCUUUGUCUGCUGGUGCACCGAUGUGAAGGCUGGGAAGAUGGCCUCGGAUCUCCUGGCGGUGGAGGAGAAGAAGCGCAUGGAGGUGGAGGCGCAGAUGCAGCAGGUGCAGCAGGAUCUCACGGUGGAGACAGCUGCCCGCAAGACUGCAGAAUCGGAGGCGCGGACAGCGACCGAGCUCCUCCACAACAACGGCAUCAAGUUCCCACCGGAGGAGACCAAGGACGCGCGUCCUGAGCGCUUCAUGCUGCCCGUGGAGCGCGUGGCCCACGCUCUGCAGAAGGUCUACCGAAGGCGGCUCACUGCAGCCCUUGUGGCCAUGUUGACGACCUCACCAAGGAAGAUGGCAUGGUACCAGCGAGAGCCCAGCGACAAGCAGGCGCUGGCAGACAAGCCCAGGCUGAGGCAUCCUGUGAAACCGUCCGCGUCGCAGCCUGCUGCCAACAUGAAGGCCGCCCAGCCACUGCUGGCGCUGCCGUCCCCGGGCGCGGCCUCCGGGGCCACCGGGGUGGCCUCGACGCUGGACUUCCUGGCUCGCACCCGACAGCUGGUGGCCGGAAACCUCGAGGUGAUGCCGACGCCACCCAGCGCAAGCAACGGCGAUGCAGGCUCAAAAGGUGCGGGCUAUCCUGGGCCUGGGGCGUCGCUGCCCCACUUCGGCCAGCAGGCCUCCCCGCCUGAUUCCCCGGCGGUGCCUGAAAGACCCCGCCUGGUCGCCAAGCCACGUCCCGACGCGGCCGGGCCUCAUCUGGUGAUCACAGGGGUGAAGAGCCCCCCGCCCUCGCCGCCCUCUCUGCCGGAGCCGCAGCUGCCAUCGCGGCAGGCCAUCGAGCAGCAGAUCAACCUCCAGGACACCUUGACCCACAUGCAGGCGACCAUGCGUCGCAUGGAUGACGUGCAGCAUGGUGCCCCGAAAUAA